CGUAUAUUAUGCGGAAGGUUGGUUUGGUGGGCGAGAGAUAUAGGUGUAGUGUUGUGGUUAGAACGUGGGGAAGGGUUCAGAGCUCAAAAGGUUGAAAAAGGUUGAUGGAGAGUAGUACGUCGUUGUUUUAUGAAAGCAGGAAGCUACUGUGACUACCAUACAUACAAGCACGCAAGCAAGCAAGCCGUCGAUGUGUUGUUUUGAUUUUAAGUUAAGUGAAAAACAUUUGAUUUUGAGACAAAUUUUAAGAAGAGAGACCAACGACACAGUAGCUUUCCAAGCCGCUGCUCAGAGGUAGAGAGGUAGAUGACAUGUGAUGACACAGCUUCCACCGCUCUAACCAACAAAGCGCAGGUUACCGUUCUCAUUAGUGAUGUGCUCGUCCAAGUUAAUGCGCUCCCUCGUCCACGAGCCAUCCACGCGCUGCAAAUCGGCAACCAUGACGCUGCCAUCAACAAUCUCCCAGCGCUGGGCAGUACCGCUAAAGUUGCCCGUCUCGCCGCCGUGGAUCCAGCGGAAGCGGCCGUUGUCAUUGGUGACGUGGACAUCGAGAUCAAUGCGCGACUCGCGGUAGUUGUUGCCGCCGGCGUCGCACUCGGCGAUCAGGAAGCAGUGGUUGCCGUCGCUCCAGAGGCGGGCGCCACGCGAGCUCAUGUGGAAGUUGCCGCUGCCGCCGCGGGAGCCGCCGCCGCCGUGGUGCUGCUGCAUGGGCUGCUGCUGGUGGUACUGCGGCUGCUGGUGCUGCUGCUGCUGUUGCUGCUGGAACUGCUGCUUCUGCAUCUCCUCUUGCCGCCGGCGCAGCUCCUCCUCCUCCUUCCGCCGUUCCUCCUCCUUCUCGUGCUUCUGGUGGUGCGUGUACGCGAGCGCGGCACCGCCCAGCGCAACGCCCACGGCGCCCACCGCGCCGUACGUCAUCAUCUUCUUCCGGCGCUGGCGGUCGGGGUUGGCGCUGCGCUCGCCCUCGCUGUCGUUGUCCGAGCUGUCCGAGCUCUCGUCUUCCUUGCCGUCCCACCCGACCGAGUUGCGGUCCAUCCACUCGAGGUGCCGGGCGCGCCAUUGCUCGCCUUCGCCGACAAUGACGUCGUACGCGCGGAGCGUCUUGCAGUUGAUCUCGUCGGCGUAGAUCGUGUCUACGUUCAGCGUGUGCGCCGUCACGGACCGGUGCGGCGGCUGCGGGUACCGCGACGGAGGCAGCUCCUCCUUGUUGGCGAUCUGCGCCUUCAUGCAGGUGACGCGGCGGGCGAAGACGACGCGCGCGUUGAUGGUCGAUGCCGUCACGGAGCGGGCGUUCAGGUCGCCGCGCACCGUGUAGGUCUGACGGUGGAUGGAGCUCUGGCCGUCAUCGACGAUGGCAGAAGGGUGGUUUCCCAUGAUGGCGGUGGAGUAGGAGUGAGUGAUGGGUAGUAGUAUGUGUUGAUGUUGAUCGUUGUUGAGUUGUUGCGGAGGAGGGGCAGGGAGGAGGGGUAGCUUGGAGAUGGUGGGGGGAAGAGGGGUCAAGCAGUCCCUUAAAAGCGCCGCGAGCCCGGCGGCAGUCGGCACGGCCUACGGCAGGCUGACUCAAGGAAAGCUGAACUGGCACACGGUUAGCGUGUCGGGCGGUCGCUGGCCAGCUCAUCUGAAACGCCACCGUCCUCUAGAAGCUUCAAUAUGUGGCUGUG
Molecule: messenger RNA, 1658 nt
Organism: Aplosporella prunicola CBS 121167
Lineage: Eukaryota; Fungi; Ascomycota; Dothideomycetes; Botryosphaeriales; Aplosporellaceae
Exons: 1
Coding region: 307-1404 (365 amino acids)
Source: RefSeq, a predicted model, not a curated record